Molecule: messenger RNA, 871 nt
Organism: Myripristis murdjan (pinecone soldierfish)
Lineage: Eukaryota; Metazoa; Chordata; Actinopteri; Holocentriformes; Holocentridae
Product: NACHT, LRR and PYD domains-containing protein 1a-like
Exons: 6
Coding region: 32-856 (274 amino acids)
Source: RefSeq, a predicted model, not a curated record
UGCAGGAAGCUGUACCUCCUGUGACGGUGCUAUGGACUCCACUGACUGGAUUAAAGUUAAACCAGAAGUGAUCAAAACAGAUGGUGUCCUAACCUACAGGCUACAGUCUACAGCAGGUGGGUUUGAAUGCAGUGUGUCUGCCCUGCGUUGGGUUUGUGACAAUAAUGUCAGCUUCCAGUACCAGUUUGGAUCCUGGGACAGACACAUGGAGAGGCUGGCAGCAUACAGACCAGCGGGUCCCCUUCUAGACAUCAAAGUCAUUUCUGGAAAGCUGAGAGAAGUUUAUCUACCUCACUGGAUCUGUUUAGAUCACAGCCCUGACGUUUCAGAAAGUUUUGCAGUUCUGCAUGUGCACUCUGAUGGAGUUUCUGUAGAACGGGGGUCAGAGGUCACACAAUGCCACAUCAAGCUGUUCGAGACAGAUUUCUCUCCAAGAGGAGUCCUGAUGAAAAUUGGAAUCAAAGUGAAAAUGCGCUGUAAUGUGUUAAUUUAUAAGACCAACAACAAACAUGUCAAGCUACAUGUUUACCUGAUCCCACGAGACGCUGCUGUCCUCCAGGCCAUGGAGCAGAUGGAGAAGGAUGACGGAUACCGAAGAAUCAAAAAGCCAAACCCUAACAAGUGCUUUCAAAUGCAAGACUAUUUCAUCCUCACAACAGACAUGGCCACUGCAGAGAUUAUCCCAAGGGUGACCCCUGUGAGCCCGGUGUCUGUUCCAAGAAUCGGCAUGCGACGUUUGACUGAUCUGGAUAGGGCCUGUGCGACAUGGCAACUUCAAGCUGGUGUUCCUGCUGAGACUGUUGAUGUUUUUAAGCGCAGGCUCAAGACCCACCUUUUUAAUUUGGCUUUUAUCUGAUUCUAUUUCCACUCU